Ogataea haglerorum is the source of this 1401-nucleotide messenger RNA. RefSeq lists its product as uncharacterized. Gene Ontology annotation, molecular function: pre-mRNA 3'-splice site binding; poly-pyrimidine tract binding. The record is from RefSeq and is a predicted model, not a curated record. Gene Ontology annotation, cellular component: nuclear speck; commitment complex; U2-type prespliceosome. The transcript has a single exon. NCBI's taxonomy places the organism in Eukaryota, Fungi, Ascomycota, Pichiomycetes, Pichiales, Pichiaceae. Bases 1 to 1401 code for a protein of 466 amino acids.
AUGGAAAACCUUCCCAGAGGGCCUCGUCGAGAUUAUCGUAGACCCAGGAACGACAGAGACCACAGAGACGUGUACAGAGACCACCGUGGUCCUUAUAGAGAACAGCACGGGUACUAUGGAGAAGGCGGGUACGAGAGAGGGUACGCACGAAAUAGGGAGUAUAGACCUGCUAAUGGGAGGCCGUCCUUCCAGAACAGCUGUCCGCCGCUGGAGAAAAUCGCACGGGUGUCUCUCUGGGACAAGCCGGCGCCUGGGUUUGAGGGUGUGAGCGCUGCUCGCGCCAAAGCUUGCGGACUGUUCCCUGAGCCAGGCGAGCCCUCCAGAACUACAGACCUGGCAGAAAUACAAAGACUUUUGUCGCACGCUGCCACCAAUUACCGCUCGCAGGCAUUCCAGGACUCGAAACUCACCCCGCUGGACUCGCGUGUGGCCAAGAUGCUGAUUCUGCGAGCAGAUUUCAGCGUUGUCCGUCUGGAACGUGUGAAAAAAUACUUGGAAAAUUACCUGCUUGCUAACAUUGUGCCCAACGUGAAUUACGAGGAUGUGAAGAUACAGAUGCAUCCGACCCAGGACCCCAACACGGUGAUAGUCCAUACUUUGCGCUCCACGGUGGCCACGGCGCUUUUUGCGCUGACUGGCCUCGAGGUGCUCGAGCUGAACACUACGCUGUGUUUGGAGCGGCCAAAGGAAUACGUGGUGUUCAAUCCAAACGAUACGUCUGUUCCGCAAGAGCCACUGGAAGAUGUGGUCGAGUCGUCGCAGCUGUAUGUGGCCAGAAACGUCCCAUACGGCACGCCGCGAGAAAAGCUGCUCGAGCUUCUGCAGCCCCUGGCAAAAGUGCGCUCUUUGGCGCAGGUGCUUGACAAGUUGACGUACGAGUCCAAGGGAGUUGCGUUUUUUGAAAUGGUGAGUGAAGACCCGGACAUUUUGACUAAACUCAACAAGCUAGCCAUAGAUGACCAGGAACUACAGAUUUUUCGGGCGUGUGAAAAUCCAGAGCGCAAAUACGAGCAGGCCGUCAUCCUGUCGGCCGAAACGCUGUUUGGCGCGCUCCAGUCCGAUAAAAUCAGCCCGCAUGCGCCUUCGGAAAUAGUGCAGUUCCUCAAUUGCGUUGCGGUCGAGGAUCUUGUCGAUUCGGUGAAAUACAACGAUAUCAAGGUGGCCUUUGAGGCCGAGUGUUCUUACCACGGACAUCCGGAAAAGGUGCUUAUUCCCAGACCCGAGGGCGAUUUCCGGCCCGGCAUGCCUACGAAACCGGAGGUGGGCAGGAUUUUUGUGAAGUUUCCAACGUUGCAAGAGGCCCAGAAGUGUGCCGAAUCACUUGCCGGCCGCAAGUUCAACGGACGCACGAUCUUGGCGGCGUUUUACGAGCCAGACGACUUCAGCAGAGCGCUGUUCUAG